Molecule: messenger RNA, 2149 nt
Organism: Coffea eugenioides
Lineage: Eukaryota; Viridiplantae; Streptophyta; Magnoliopsida; Gentianales; Rubiaceae
Product: cation/H(+) antiporter 24-like
Exons: 2
Coding region: 1-2100 (699 amino acids)
Biological process (GO): proton transmembrane transport; regulation of pH
Cellular component (GO): membrane; endomembrane system
Molecular function (GO): antiporter activity
Source: RefSeq, a predicted model, not a curated record
AUGGGGCCGUCUGUUUUAAGCAGAAGUAAGAAGUUCCGUUCAUAUUUCUUCCCGGAUACCGCCGACUUUGUGUUGAAAAAUAUUGGAAUCCUGGGUUUCAUGUAUUUCCUUUUUAUAUCUGGAGUGAAAACGGAUCUCACGGUGGUAAAAAAGGCAGGAAGGAAACAUUGGUGCAUAGCGCUAAUUAGUACCUUGGUUCCAAUGAUAUGUACGCUAGCAGUGGCAAUUCCCCUUCGGAAGUCCAUGGAGAAAGAACUUGCUAAACCUUCAUCCAUUUUGGGAACUUCCACCUUAUUUGCUCUGUCAACGUUUCCUGUUCUUCAGCUUAUAAUCAAAGAGUUAAACCUUUUGAGCUCUGAAAUUGGACGCUUGGCCUUGUUAAUAGCAGUGAUCAGUGACAUAAUAGGAAUUAAUUGCGUCAUUGCAUUUGAGGCAGCCAAACAAGAAGAAGGAAAUAGUAUGGCUGGCUUGUGGUAUUUUAUUUCCUUGAUUGUUUUUAUGAUUUCAAUAUUUGGUGGCCUUCGCCAAGCUAUGCUUUGGAUUGUCAAGACCACACCCGAGGGGAAACAAGUGGACCAAAUCUAUGUCAUUGCCAUAUUGCUCGGUGUCGUGGUUGCGGGUUUUCUUACAGAUAUGUUUGGCAUAGCCAUCGCUAAUGGACCGCUAUGGCUGGGAUUGGCUGUCCCAGAUGGCCCUCCAUUGGGAGCAGUCCUCGUGGAUAAGAGCGAGACGAUUGUCAUGGACCUUCUCCUCCCAUUUUCGUACACAUUUGUUGGCUUGCUCACCGAUGUGUCUUCAAUGAGCGGUAACUGGUCGAUUCUGCAGCCAAUUUUUCUCGUGGCUUUUAUAGGGUGCAUAGCCAAAGUCAUUUCAACUUGGCUGGCCUCUCGCUUCUGUGGUAUGUCACUUAAGGAGAGCCUCGCAUUUAGCCUACUGCUGAAUGCAAGAGGUCAGGUGGAACUAUUGUUGUUCAUCCACUGGAUGGAUUUUAAGAUGAUAACAAUCCCGUAUUUUACAAUGCUGGUGCUGUUUACGACUGCAGUGACGGCUGUGGCAAUUCCCCUAUUCAGCAUACUAUAUGAUCCCACAAGGCCUUAUAUGGUUAACAAGCGAAGAAACAUUCAACAUAACCCUCCAAACACGGAACUGCGAAUUGUAGCUCUCAUUCACAGUGAAGAAAAUGUUGCUGGGAUCAUAAAUCUGCUAGAAGUAUCAAAUCCAACUUGUAACAGCCCCUUCUCAGUCUUUGCUGUGCACCUUGUCGAGCUCAUUGCCCGUGCUGUUCCUAUUUUUAUAGACCACGAGAAAGAGGGGCUGGACUCCGAGCACACCAACCUAAGUUCAGUUCACAAGGCCCUAAAACAUUUUGAGGAAGCCAAAAGGGAACAGAUAAAGUUACAUUGCUAUACAUCAAUUACCGCCAAGAGAAGCAUGUACCAGGACAUUUGUGGACUUGCUCUUGAGAAGAAAGCUUCUCUUAUUAUCUUGCCUUAUCACGGAGAGCAAUUGGAUAACAACCUCGAAACAGAAGGGGUUCCAUCAAUCAACUGCGAUGUAUUAGCGCACGCUCCUUGCUCGGUAGGGAUUUUUGUGCAUAGGGGCUCUUCCAAUACGCAUCUUCUCGGUACUCCCUCGAUAACUUCUGUAUACCACUUCGCUGUUCUGUUCUUGGGUGGAGCAGAUGCUAGGGAAGCACUUGUUUAUGCCGAUAGGAUGGCUGGGAAUCUUAAUGUGUUAGUUACCGUUAUUCGAUUUCUCUCAAAUGAUAGCCUGGGGGAUAAUAGGAUGGAAAAGAAACUUGACGAUGGACUUGUAACAUGGUUUUGGGUGAAGCAUGAGGGGAAUAAUCAUGUUAUUUACCGGGAGGUAGUAGUUAGAAAUGGUGAAGAAACUCUUGCUGCAAUUAGGGGAAUGAGCAACAAUAAUUACGAUCUCUGGAUUGUGGGGAGGAUGCAUGGGAUAAAUCCAGUAAUAAUACAAGGUUUAGCAGACUGGAGUAAGCACACUGAACUAGGAUUAAUAGGAGAUUAUCUUUUCUGUUCGGAUUUAGGUAGCAGAGCUUCUAUCUUAGUGGUGCAACAACAGAUUUUGAGAGGGUAGGAAAGGGCUCUCUCGUGCCAAUUCAGCAAAGUUUUUCUCUGUACAUAUG